AUGGCGCUCCGCUCCGCCCUCGCCGCGGCCCUGGCCCUCUCCCCCUUCAUUGGGACCGUCGCAGCCCAUGGCAGCCACACGACCGACGAAAUUGCCGCAGAGAUCGCCCUCCGCGAUGUCGUCACCGUCCACGGCAAGCGCGCUCUGGACGCCUGCUCCAACUCUCCCGCCGCCCUGGCCCUCAAGCAGCGCGCCCUCGAGCGCCGCGCCAACACGGCCCAGAUGCUCCGCGAGAAGCGCGGCCUCACCGACCAGAAGAUGCACCAGAAGCGCGCCCAGGCCGACCUUGUCAAGUGGGCCGCCGUCGACCACGAGUCCACCGAGGCCUACAACCUCGACACCCCUCUCGAGGAGAUCUUUGGUUCCAACGCCACCUGCGCCCUCGUCCCCUUGACCACCAUCGGCCCUUACUACGUCGAGGGUGAGCUCAUCCGCGUCGACACCACCGACGGCCAGGCCGGCGUCCCCGUCCACCUCGACAUUCAGUUCGUCGACAUCAACGACUGCACCGCCGUCCCCGAGCAAAUCAUUGACGCCUGGGCCUGCAACGCCACCGGCGUCUACUCGGGCGUCUCCGCCCGGGGCCAGGGCGGCCUCAACACCACCCACGGCCGCGGCGUCCAAAAGUCCGACUCGGACGGCGUCGUCCAGUUCGACUACGUCUUCCCGGGCCACUACACCGGCCGCGCCACCCACAUCCACAUCAUGUCCACCGACGGCGCCACCAUCCUCCCCAACGGCACCUUCGAGGGCGGCACCGCCCGCAACAUUGGCCAGCUCUUCUUCGACCAGGACCUCAUCUCCGAGGUCGAGACCCUGGCCCCCUACACCAGCAACACCCAGACCCUCACGACCAACCUCCAGGACGGCAUCGCCGCCGGCGAGGCCACCGCCCUCUACGACCCCUUCCUCAAGUACGUCCGCCUCGGCGAGGAUCUCAACGACGGCCUUCUCAUGUGGAUCACCAUCGGCAUCGACACCACAGCCGACUACAGCGACGAGGUCCGCGCUGCCGCGCACUACUACGAGGGCGGCGGUGUCGACCAGAGCAGCGGCGGCGACGGCCCCGGUGGCCCACCUCCCAAUGGUACCUUCCCUACCGGUGCUCCCCCGGGUGCCCCGCCCACCUCUACCCCGUCUGCUUAA
Molecule: messenger RNA, 1146 nt
Organism: Colletotrichum fioriniae
Lineage: Eukaryota; Fungi; Ascomycota; Sordariomycetes; Glomerellales; Glomerellaceae
Molecular function (GO): iron ion binding; oxidoreductase activity, acting on single donors with incorporation of molecular oxygen, incorporation of two atoms of oxygen
Source: RefSeq, a predicted model, not a curated record